AUUAUUUUGCUACUUUUUAACCAUUUUCCUUGUAAUUUAUCACCCAAACUAUGGGCAGAUUUGAAAUUAGCGACCAAAGUAGUAAAACACACUUAAAAAACUUCAUAAAACAAAAAAGGUUCAAUUUUGUUGACCAGUGUUAUGACUUCCAUUCUAAAUGUAAACAAAAUAAAACGUAAAACAGAAAAGCCCCUUAUCGACCCACUGUAUUUUUCCAUAACUUUGCUGGAACUCGACAAAAAUCGAUAUCCCAUUUCCACCACACACAAAAAAUAUUUGCUCUCAACAAAUCUACCCUCACUCUGCUCAGUUGAGUUUGAAAAGUUCCAUUUUCAGUCAGUUCUUCGUAUUCACUUGCACAAAAAAGGAUAUAAUUUCACUGUGCACACUGUGUCAUACUCUUGUGAAAGAAUAAUUAAAUACAAAAAAAAAAGGAUCAAAACCUCAAACAACAAGACAAAGGAAAAGAAAUAUAAAAUUUCCAUCAAGUUUUGUGUAAUUUUAUAACAAUUUAACAAAAUAAUUCAUAUUUUGCAUUAAAUUGUGUAUGUACAUUUGUUUUUAAUUGGAUUCGUAAAAUUCUUAUAUGAAGAAAAAAAAAUGAACUUCAUUACAAGGUUUAAUUACUGAAUGCAUAAGGAACAACCCAAAAUUUAAGAAAAAAUUUAGUGAACUCCCGAGUGUGAACAAAAAAAAAAGGGAAGGAAGAAAAAGUUUCUAAAAGUUGUUAAUUGGAAAAUAGUCUGCUUUUUGAAAAGCAAUAACAUGCGUGGCCUUGGCGAAGACACAACUUUGAUUGUCGCCAAUUCUAACAAAAAAUCCAAUUUCAACAAUAACAAUCAUAGUCAGAAAAAAUCUGGCAAAUAUAUUAUGCAGUCGGCAUCUUCAUCAUCGACUAUUGCCUCAGCAUCCUCAUCAUCGGGUGGCUCAACAGCAGCAAUAGUCUCAAAUAAUAGCAACAAUAAUUCCAAUAUGUCUACAACAAUUGCUUUGCCAAAGGCUUCGCAUGCAAAUACUAGCGAAGAGAUAGCCGGCGGAGUACAGGAUACAAUUUACUUGUGUAACUUUCGUGUAUCGGUGGAUGGUGAAUGGUUGUGUUUGAAGGAAUUACAGGAUCUGGAUAUUCAGGAUGGUGGUCGAAGCAGGAACAUGAAGGCAAAGAAUCCAAUCGAUGAUAACAAUGGUAUACAUUGUCACAAAGGUUAUGAACGUCAUGUCGAUGUUGCACACGGCUUAAAUAAUUACGAACGCGAUUGGGCUAAUUUCUCACGCGAACCCUCCGAAAUUGAAAGAAGUAAUUUAGUUAAUAUCUGCAAACUUGUUGUCAAAGAACUUUUGGAACAAUCUUUAAGAUAUGGUCGAAUGUUGGAUUCCGAUCAUUUACCAUUGCAACAUUUUUUCAUUGUUAUUGAGCAUGUUUUGGGUCAUGGUUUACGACCGAAAAAGGGUCUUCUUGGACCACGCAAAGAACUUUGGGAUCUUUUGCAAAGUGUUGAAAACUAUUGUAUUGAAGCUCAAGACAUAACAGCCAGUGUUCGUGAUCUACCAACAGUAAGGACUCAUAUUGGUCGAGCCAGGGCCUGGCUUCGAAUAGCUUUGAUGCAGAAAAAACUAGCAGACUAUCUUCAAGCACUAAUUGAACAUCGUGACGAUGCUUUGGUUGAAUAUUAUGAACCACACGCCUUAAUGAUGAGUGACGAGAUUGUGGUCAUUAUGGGUAUCCUAGUUGGGCUGAAUGUUAUUGAUUGUAAUUUGUGUGUUAAAGAAGAAGACUUGGAUUCCCAACAGGGUGUCAUUGAUUUCUCCCUGUAUUUACGCUCAAGUUCCCGAGCUGCUGAAACUGAUGAAGAUGGUAACAAUGCUUUAGAAGGUCCUGGUGGUAAUAUGAUAGCAGUUCUUGAUCAGAAAAAUUACAUUGAAGAACUCAACAGGCAUUUAAAUGCAACAGUAGCAAAUUUACAAGCUAAAGUUGAAUCCCUUACUACGACGAAUGCUCUAAUGAAAGAGGACUUGGCUAUUGCUAGAAAUAGUCUUCUAGCUUUACAAGCUGAAAAUCAAGCUCUCCGACAAAAUACUCAUAGCCAUAAUCAAAUAGUUCCUGCUGCUUCCAUGCAAUCGAUACACAGUGACCAUAGUUCAAGUUCCAGCAAUAAUAAAGCCUCCAUCACAGAGGCCCAACAAGCUGAAGCACUUGCCGAAGAACAAAAGAAAACUGAAGAACUAGAAAAGGAACUUAAAUUACAAGUAUCGUUGAAGGCUGAAUCGGAUAUGGCUAUGAAGCUGCUAGAAAAGGACAUACAUGAGAAACAAGAUACAAUUGUUUCAUUGCGAAGACAAUUGGAUGAUAUUAAACAAAUUAAUUUGGAAAUGUAUAGAAAGUUGCAGGAAUGCGAUGCAUCACUUAAGCACAAAACUGAGUUAUUAGCGAAACUUGAAUCGCAAAAAGAAGAUAUGGCAAAUACUAUUUUCCAGUUAGAAAAAAAAUGGUCAAAUGACAAAUCAAAUCUGGGUGAAGCUUUGCGUGACACUUCAAAAACCCUCUCAAAUCAAGUGACAGCAUCCGAAGAGAGAGCCGCCUUAGCAGUUGCUGAAGCUCAUGUCGAAAGAGAAUGGCGAGUUUCGCUACAAGAAAAAGAAGUUAAGCUCAAGGAGCAAAUUGUAAAUUUACAAAGCUACAUUAAGGACCUGAACGAAGAAGCAAAACGAAAUGAUGCCGUCAAAGUUGAACUUGAAAAAGUUCGCAAUCAAUGGAAAGAAGCUCAAACAACACUCGAAGAAUUAGGUAUUCAAUUGAGUGUGAAUAAGCUCAAAGUUUCAGAGCUUCAAGAGAAAGCUAACAAAGCUGAAAAGUCCAAUCCGACUGAGGUUAGUAUAUGGACGCCAGAUAAUACAGCUACCAAUUGUAUGGCCUGUAAAAAGGAUUUCAACUUGACUCGUCGGAAACAUCAUUGUCGGCAAUGUGGUGAGAUUUUUUGUAAAAGCUGUUCCGAACAAACUUUUCCACUUCCCAAUGAGCAUGGUCAAGUGGGGAAACCGGUGAGAGUUUGUGAUAAUUGCUUUGUUAGUUUGUCAAAGAGAAAAUAGAUAUUAUUUAUGGCUCUUAUUAAAAUUGCUUCUGAUUCUGAUUGAAAUUGGUUCUCUUUAUCGUAUAUUAGGUAUUGUUAAGUUUAGUUUUCGUUGUUACAUAAAAGUAAAGUAUUACAAAAAAAUAUAUGUGUUGAUGAUAAUUUAUUUUGUCUUAUUGUUGUUUACAGUAAAUUAAUAGAAAAUAAAAUAAAAAAAUGUAUUGCCUUUAUAUAGAAAUAAAAUCAGUACCUAUAUAUUUUCUAAACUUUAAA
Molecule: messenger RNA, 3338 nt
Organism: Episyrphus balteatus (marmalade hoverfly)
Lineage: Eukaryota; Metazoa; Arthropoda; Insecta; Diptera; Syrphidae
Product: protein RUFY3
Exons: 9
Coding region: 766-3084 (772 amino acids)
Cellular component (GO): cytoplasm
Molecular function (GO): metal ion binding
Source: RefSeq, a predicted model, not a curated record